AUGGUUCUGUCCAGGAUUCUAGUCCUACAGCUGCUCCUGGUGCCAGCUCUGACCUUCCUCUCCUUCAUAUCCUCUGAGGUCAGAAACUUCCGUAUUCUGCACAUUGACUAUCCUAAGGUUACAUUCCAUGAGGGUUUCCAAGGGUACUGCAAUGGCCUGAUGUCCUUUGUUCGAGGAUGGAAAAAGGAAUGGCAUUGCCCAUGGAUCCACUAUGUGCUGCAUGCUCCCUGGACAAAAGUUAGUAGAAACUGCAAGUAUACUGACAGCUUCUGUGAAGACUUCAAUGAGUACUGCUCUCUCAGCCAAGAUGCCUUUUUUCUUACCACCUGUGAACGUCUACCCCUGGAGCCACCCAGCACCUGCCAAUACAAUGAAACCACUUCUACUCGACGUGUUUACCUACUUUGCUCCAGAAAAUACAAUGGUGAACCCAUGUAUAUCAUUGGUGUCCUCUAG
Messenger RNA from Trichosurus vulpecula (common brushtail), 456 nucleotides. It is a transcript of the gene RNASE13, whose product is annotated as ribonuclease A family member 13 (inactive). The coding region runs from base 1 to 456 and encodes 151 amino acids. Lineage: Eukaryota; Metazoa; Chordata; Mammalia; Diprotodontia; Phalangeridae. The record is from RefSeq and is a predicted model, not a curated record. The transcript has a single exon. Gene Ontology annotation, molecular function: nucleic acid binding.